Molecule: messenger RNA, 786 nt
Organism: Diaporthe amygdali
Lineage: Eukaryota; Fungi; Ascomycota; Sordariomycetes; Diaporthales; Diaporthaceae
Exons: 3
Coding region: 1-786 (261 amino acids)
Source: RefSeq, a predicted model, not a curated record
AUGGCAUUUAUCAAGCUCAGCAUCCUGAAGAUGUACGGCGAGAUCUUUGUAUCUCGACGCUUUCGCACUUUCCUUUGGAUUGUUGCGACAUUCAUGCUUCUCUGGACUAUCACUUGUUCUAUCACGACAAUCUUCCAGUGCACACCGAUUGAAUAUAAUUGGGACACAACGAUAACGAGUGGUCAUUGUAUCAAUUACGGUGCUUUUGUGUUGGCUGCUGGUGCUCUCAACAUAGUUACCGAUUUCACGCUUCUCCUGAUGCCGAUACCUUUGAUUUGGCGGCUGCACACAUCCAAGCAGAAAAAAUGGCAGAUAAUUUUAACUUUUGCUAUGGGCAGUAGUGCCUGUAUUGUGAGCAUUGUCAGGUUGGCUUACUCAGAGAAAGUUGGCACCACUGCCGAUGGUAGUUGGGACAAUAUUCCGGCCGGGCUAGCAUCUGCUGCUGAACUCAUGGUUGGCUUUUUAGCAGCUUCGAUGCCAACAUAUCGUCCUCUUUACCGUCGUCUGCGGCACGGUGAUUUUGAGGGCAGCAACGGUGCAAGCAACUCUGGUUACGAGUAUCGGUUCGAGCAUCCGAGAAAUACAGUGAAAAUCACCGGUGGGAAUGGGGGUGCGCCGCUUUCAGGCACGGGGAUCAACGUCACCAACCAGUUCGAGAUGAACAUCCAUCCGAAUCACCGUGAUAAGUGGGUGCGGGCUCCUGAUGAGACGGACGAUGAUCACAAUCCCCUGACGCCUAAGCAUGGCCAGGCCAAUACUUCAUACGGAAUAUCAGAAGGCAUGUAA